CUCCUUUGCGCUCGUUGCGCCAAAAAUCUCCGAGAUGCAUUUUAGUCAUACCGUUUAAAACGUAAACAAACAAGGAUGGAAGACGAAGCUCCAGUGAUAUAUGGGUUAGAAUUUCAGGCACGGGCCCUAGCAGCUCAGGCUGGUGAAACUGAUGAUAUACGAUUCAUCGUUGGUACACAAUCUCUCAGGCAGGAAAAUCAGGUGCAUCAUAUAGAUUUUGAUGAUGAAAAUAAUGUGAUAAAUAAAAAUGUAUUCCUACACAGAGAGGGUGAAAUAUGGCAUAUCAGUGCAUCAACGGUGGAUAAAAAUCUCCUUACAACCUGCUAUAAUAAAACAUCAGAAAGUAAAGCUGAGAUGCGAGCUGCAUUAUGGAGAUUACCCGGAGAUUUUGAUGAUGUUCAAACAUCAGAUGAUCACUCGUCACAUCAGUCACUAAGUUUAUUAUGUCAUCUAGAAGCCUCAGACUAUGGUGAUAUGAAAAGUAUAAUGUGGCAUCCAACAGGUGAUAAUACAAACGUAGUAGGUUUAGCAGACAACCAUAUCAUUGUGUGGGAUGUAGACACAUCAGGAAAUACAGCACAGAUGUCAAGUUCAGCUGGUUUAGAGAGCAAAGGUCAGCCAAAAUUGACCUGUAGUAGUUGGGACCCGCACCAUAACUGUGUGCAGAUAGCCACAGCCAACGAUACAUUUAUACGAGGUUGGGAUCUUAGAACAAUGCAACAGACCUAUGUGAUAGAAAAUGCCCAUGGUCAGCUGGUUAGAGAUGUAGAUUUUAAUCCAAAUAAACAAUACUACCUUGUUAGCUGUGGAGAUGACUGCAGGGUCAAAUUCUGGGAUGUUAGAAACACUUCUGAACCAAUGAAAACCCUCUCAGAUCAUUCACACUGGGUAUGGUCUGUACGGUACAACAGAUUUCACGAUCAGCUAAUUCUCUCCUCCAGUAGUGAUAGCCGUGUAAUCUUGAAUAAUAUUGUUUCCCUGUCAUCAGAGCCGUACGGUCAUCUUAUAGAAAAUGAUGAUGACGAUGAUGAUGAUGAUGAAGACGAGAAUGAGGACAGAGCAAGCAGGGAAGCGAGUCCACCAAAGGAUGGUGUCAUAGCAACAUAUGAGGAACACGAAGACAGUGUAUACAUGGUGGACUGGUCUACUGCAGAUCCCUGGGUGUUUGCUUCCCUCAGUUACGACGGCAGACUGGUUAUCAACAGGGUACCACGGGCAGAGAAAUAUAAGAUUCUCUUGUAACUAACCAAUUAGGAGGCAGUAACUCAAACAAAAAAAGAUUGUUUCUGACUGACUUAAUAUGUGCAAUAUUAUAUUGUUUAAUAAUCAUUCCAUUAAAGACUCUUUUUAGCAAAUGGUUUUGAUUUUUAACAAUUUUGUUUUGGAUCAAGACAAAGGCAGAUUAUAUCCCUUGGAGAUGAAAUGAUGGGGGUAUUUUAUUAUCCCUCAAAGAUGAAAUCAAUAGGGAUACUAAAUAAUUCCUCAAAAAUGAAAUUAAGGGGGAUAUUAAUGAAUUAUCAUUCAAAGAUGAAAUUGUGGGGAAUAUUGAUUUAUAUCCCUCAAAGUUGAAAUUGACUAGGGAAAAUUGAUUUAUCCCUCAAAGAUGAAAUUGGUGGGGGAAUAUUAAUUUAUCCCUCAAAGAUGAAAUCAACUAGGGAAUAAUGAUUUAUCCCUCAAAGAUGAAAUUGACACAGGGAUAUUAAAAGGACAUUUCCUUUUAUCCAGAUCCAUAUACUGUUUGAAUUGAUAUUCCAGUAUUCCUGAAACUUGACAAGAAUGUAUAAAUGAAUGGGGAUCUAAAACUUCAAAAUUCACAAAGAGUUUUUGAGUUGUGGGCCUUUCUUAUUUACUAAAUGGGAUUUAAAAAGGAGAAUUACCAUUUUGAACCAUAUUGUGUUGGUUAAUAUAAUAUAAUAUGAAAACCAUUGUGAAUGUAUAUAAUACAUGUAGUAAAAAGAUGAUACUUAUUAAAUAAUAUUGAAAUGUGA
Ruditapes philippinarum (Manila clam) is the source of this 1988-nucleotide messenger RNA. RefSeq names its product EARP and GARP complex-interacting protein 1-like. The record is from RefSeq and is a predicted model, not a curated record. NCBI's taxonomy places the organism in Eukaryota, Metazoa, Mollusca, Bivalvia, Venerida, Veneridae. Gene Ontology annotation, molecular function: protein binding. The transcript has 9 exons. Gene Ontology annotation, biological process: protein ubiquitination. Bases 76 to 1242 code for a protein of 388 amino acids.